Juglans regia (Persian walnut) is the source of this 2301-nucleotide messenger RNA. RefSeq names its product cation/H(+) antiporter 28-like. The coding region runs from base 16 to 2289 and encodes 757 amino acids. The transcript is spliced from 4 exons. NCBI's taxonomy places the organism in Eukaryota, Viridiplantae, Streptophyta, Magnoliopsida, Fagales, Juglandaceae. Gene Ontology annotation, molecular function: antiporter activity. Gene Ontology annotation, biological process: proton transmembrane transport; regulation of pH. The record is from RefSeq and is a predicted model, not a curated record. Gene Ontology annotation, cellular component: membrane; endomembrane system.
UUCGGUUUCUUCUUAAUGGUGGUUCUCUGCAAUGUCACGCAUUUCCUUUUAAGGCCCUUUUCACAACCUCGUAUCACCUCUGAUACCAUUAUAGGGAUGCUCAUUGGCAACUUAGGCAUCGUACAUUCCUUAAUUGAUAAAUCAGCUCAGACUUUGCGUUUCAUAAUCGAUUUUGGGAUGAUAUGCUACAUGCUUGUGUUGGGUAUAGAAAUGGAUCCAUAUGUGCUCUUUAAAGUUCCAACUCGGGAUGCUAAAGUGGCCUACGCUGGAAUGCUCUCCACAUUCCUCCUAGCCUGCUUCCUAACCCCAUUUCUUAAUCAUACACACGGAUUUAAGAUACACUUCACCCUCACCCUCUCCACUGCCCUCUCCGGCACUGCCUCCCCUGUCCUAACCCGCAUAAUUACCAAUUGUAAAAUAGGCAAGUCAGACAUCGGCCGGCUUGUGAUUGCUGCAGGAAUACACUCUGAUUUUAUAACCACUCUUCUCAUUUCCAUUGGCUAUAUUGUAUGGCCAAACAGAGAAAAACCUUCAGGUAAGAGUCGACUUCAAGAAGGCAUAGAGAUGAGUUCUGCACUAGUUCUCCAAACAGUGAUCACUGCCAAAGUUUCACCCAUUAUUAUGAACUGGGUUAACAAUGAAAACCCUGAAGGCAAACCCAUGAAGGGUUCACACCUAGUGCUCUCACUUGCCUUCAUGGGCUUGGUAUGCUGCUGCUCGCCUGCGUACGGGUACAGCCCCAUACUUAGUGCCUUUAUGGCGGGGAUUUUCUUGCCCAGCGAGGGGAGAGUAUCAAAAUGGGUUAUUAACAAAGUCAACUACUUGUUAACUACCAUUUUCUAUCCAAUUUUUUUCAUCUGGAUGGGGUUUGAAGCUGAUUUCCGAGAGUUUCAACCUGGCCAAAUAGGAACUUGGACACGCCUAGUUCUACUCUUUGUGAUAACGACAGCUGGGAAGGUAACUGGAACAGUCAUCUCAGGGGUGAUGCUGGGGUUUCAUUGGCCGGAGUCAGUUGCACUUGGGUUGCUUCUCUCUACAAAGGGCCAUUAUCAGAUCUACUUGGCUAUUGCUGCUAGAACUGCUGGUACCACAUCAACUACAACCAGUAUUGUGAUGGUAAUUGCAAUCUUUUUCACUGUUGUGCACACCCCAUCAGUUGUUGCGCAUAUCAUCAAACGUGCAAGGAAACGCGCACCAACUCAUCGAAUGGCACUUGAAUGGCUUGACCCAUCAAAAGAGCUCCGAAUCUUGGUGUGUGUUAACGGGCCUCAAAAUGCAUCUGCUGCCAUUAACUUCAUGGAGAUCUCUCGAGGCGCAGCUGACCCUGGAAUAGAGGUGUAUGUCACUGACAUGAUCGAACUCACAGACCAGAUAGCAGCCACACUUGUGCAAGGUGAUGAUGGAGUGAACACGUUGGCUGUGACUGACGAGUCAGUGACAGACUUGAGAGAACAAGUAACUACUGCAGUUCAAGCCUAUGCAGAUAUGAGUGGUGAUGGUGUCACAGUCAAGCGAAUGCUUGCACUCUCCACGAUCAAUGGCAUGCCCCAGGAGAUUUGCAAUUUGGCAGAGAACUUGAUGGUAGCACUCAUCAUAUUGCCAUUUCACAAGAGCCAGCGUGCAGAUGGAAGAUUGGAUGCAGGCCAUUCAGGGUUCAGAUAUGUGAACCGCAAGGUUCUCAGGAGUUCCCCAUGUUCAGUGGGGAUUCUGGUGGACAGAGGUCUUGGAUUGAUAGAAAAAAUAUCAGGAGCACAUGUAUCUCUCAAUGUUGCAGUUAUUUUCAUUGGUGGCAAAGAUGAUAGAGAAGCACUAGCCUAUGCGGGGCAUGUAGCACGACAUCCUGGAGUAAAACUCACGGUAAUAAGAUUCUUAGUGGAUGCCAAUUCAGAGAAUGCAUCAAGAAGAGCAGGCAACAAUAGGGUCAAAAUUGCAGAGCAGGAAGAGGAAAUGAAACUUGAUGAUGAGUGCUUUGCUCAGUUUUAUGGAAGACAUGUUGCAGGGGGGCACGUUGCAUAUAUGGAGAAGCAUCUUAUAAAUUCAUCUGAGACCUAUUCUACUUUAAGGUCAUUGGAAGGGCAGUAUGCACUCAUCAUUGUAGGACGAGGGGGAAGGGUAAACUCAGUAUUGACAGUGGGAAUGAAUGAUUGGCAGCAGUGUCCAGAAUUAGGUCCUAUAGGAGAUGUUCUUUCGGGUUCUGAUUUCUCAGUGAAGACAUCGGUUUUGAUCAUUCAACAACACAACGUAAAAGGAAAACUAGAUGGACUUGAAGAUGACUUCUCGAUUAUGUAAAUGUCAAACUAA